Bactrocera dorsalis (oriental fruit fly) is the source of this 1099-nucleotide messenger RNA. RefSeq names its product eclosion hormone. The transcript has 3 exons. The coding region runs from base 107 to 409 and encodes 100 amino acids. Gene Ontology annotation, molecular function: ecdysis-triggering hormone activity. Gene Ontology annotation, biological process: ecdysis, chitin-based cuticle; neuropeptide signaling pathway. NCBI's taxonomy places the organism in Eukaryota, Metazoa, Arthropoda, Insecta, Diptera, Tephritidae. The record is from RefSeq and is a predicted model, not a curated record.
GUCAACGCGAGAUUUUAUCAAGCACUUGUUAGCAUUCGCUCUGAACUGCACCAAAUAUUUGUGAUUACUUUGGAUCCAGUAUCAAGUCAACUUUCUAAAAGCAAAAAUGUUCUCCAUCAACAAAUCGACCGUUGCCUUUGCUGCCAUCGCUGUUGUUCUGAUCUCGGUGUUUUCGUCGACCGUUGAGGGCAUACCAUCCAUUGGACACUACGGCAAACGCUUUGACACCAUGUCCGGCAUCGAUUUCAUUCAGAUCUGCCUCAACAACUGCGCGCAAUGUAAGAAAAUGUUUGGUGACUACUUUCAAGGUCAGACCUGCGCCGAGUCCUGCCUAAAAUUCAAGGGCAAAGCCAUUCCAGACUGCGAGGACAUCGGCUCUAUUGCACCGUUCCUCAACGCACUCGAAUAAAGAGUGAGACCGCGAUUGCAUCCGCUUCGCCGCCACCGCCAUAACUUGCUCUCCAAGCCGCUGACUUCUGCGCUGCACGCCGCCACUGCUCACCUUACACCCACACUGUUUAGUGUUAAAAUCAUGAGCUUGACUGCGUGUUUAAAGUAUUUUUGUAUAUAAUUUUGUGUGUAUUGAACUUUGACUUGAAUCGUUUGCGUGACGUACUCGUCUAAUUUGGGUCAUUGCCAAUGUGACCGUCAGCAACCGCGCUACUUUUACCAUACGCUCACUACGCAUCAAACCAAAUAUCACCGAACAUAAAUUCGCUUAUUUAUUUUUAUUUUAUUGUGAUUUGCAUAUUUUAUUGAAGUUAUUUGAUAUGCGAAAUGAACUCAUCGAAAAUAAUUAAUGUGGUCGAAAGCUCUGACGACUUCAUGUGGACCCAUGGUGAUCCAUACAACUACAAAAGGAUAUAAAAAUUACCUACUGAAAUAGUCCUGAGUCCCGCGGUAUCAUAAAGUUCCUAAGUAAAUAAUUUGUGGUAUUAUAUUUACAUAUAUAGUUUAGUAGUCCCAAUUUGUAGUUCCAUUUAUAUAAAUGUAAACGCAUAAAUGUAUGCAUGUGCUUACUUCUUUGGAUAUUAUAGAGUAAACAGAAAUAUUGUAAAACUUGCAACGGAAUAACAUGAAAAUAUUAAACAAAUAAAAG